Austrofundulus limnaeus is the source of this 1599-nucleotide messenger RNA. RefSeq names its product SH3 and SYLF domain containing 1 (gene sh3yl1). Lineage: Eukaryota; Metazoa; Chordata; Actinopteri; Cyprinodontiformes; Rivulidae. The record is from RefSeq and is a predicted model, not a curated record. Gene Ontology annotation, biological process: regulation of ruffle assembly. Gene Ontology annotation, cellular component: ruffle membrane. Gene Ontology annotation, molecular function: protein binding; phosphatidylinositol binding.
UCUGAGGCCAAAAAGGCUGCAAAGAUCCUGAGGGACUUCACCGAAAUCACUCACAGGAAUGGACCUGACAAACUCAUUCCUCCUCAUAUCAUAGCAAGGGCCGAGGGUUUGGCCAUUAUAUCCGUCAUCAGGGCUGGCUUCGUGGUGACAGCCAGAGGAGGCAGUGGCAUCGUCAUCGCCAGACUCCAUGACAGACGUUGGUCUGCCCCUUCCGCCAUCGGUAUCGCUGGACUGGGUGGAGGUUUUGAUAUCGGAGUGGAGGUGUCUGACCUGGUAAUCAUCCUGAACCAGCGGAGGGCGAUUGAUGCGUUUACAAAAGGCGGAAACUUGACGCUAGGGGGAAACUGCACAGUCGCUGUGGGACCUGUAGGCAGUCCCUAGUUGUGCCAUCCAGACCUCCACCUCCAUCCCAGCGAAGACCACAGUCCAGCUAUAACUCACAGACCAGCCAGCAGCAGCCAGCAGCAAAUUCUGGAAAGAAGGAUGUUCCCUAUCCAAGUCUCUCUGUCUACAAGUCUGAAACAUCAAGUCAGAGUGUCUCCAGCAAACCUCCGAGCUACAGUCAGUUUGACACCUGGAACCCUCCAAGCUACGAUGCAGGGACAUCCGUGGGCGGUGCCACUGGGCAGCUGGUUGUCACAGCAACUCAUCCAUUCAUAGGGCAGCAGCCCGGUGAUCUGAGCUUUGAACCUGGCGACAAGAUCACGGUCAUCACCAAGACAGAGUCACAAUACGACUGGUGGGAGGGACAAACGGAGGAUGGACGGGUUGGAAUAUUUCCUGCUAACUUUGUCUCAUUUUGAUGUGGUCCCCUGCUGGUUAGAUUGAAUUACUGGAGUUGAAAUCUGUACAAGGUCAAAGGAACAAAAACUGGAGGCUGUGGGUGACGAGUUUUAAAACCCCUGAUUUUUAAACUAAAUAGGUGGACAAUAAAAUUUAGGAAAAUUGCGCUCUAUUAAACAAUAUGCUAUGUAUCUUUGAUUAUCUUUGAUUUUACAAGUUUUGCAAAACACAAAAUUACAGGUCAGUACUUUAUUAUUCUGUUGCACAUUUUUACAUGAUUUAAAUUAAAAAACGAGGGUUUACUUAUGCUGUAUGUUUUUCAGUGCAGUUUUUCACACUUAUCUUUUGACUUAGCUUUUUAAUCUCAUAAGAAAUCAGAAUUUGACUGGCUUAAUUUGGUGAAAGUUGUUUCUUUUUCCUUGGGAGUUAAUCUGUUACAAAACUUGAACAUUUAGCUUUGAAAUAUGUAAAUAUUUAAUUUACAAGUGGUGUUCUCACGGGUGGGCACCUGUUACUUUGAAACUAACACUCAAAGGGUUUUACGUUUCAAAUUAUUUUAAAUGUUAUAUACCUCAUGUGUAUUUAUAGGGAAUUUAAGUAAACCAAGAUAAUAGCUUGUUUUUUCAAUGUUCAUGUAGAAGGUUUUGUUACAGUUUCUAUUUUUAAUGUCUCCUGUAGCAGUAUUUUGGCAGAGUUGUUUCAUUAUUUUUAUGAUAGCAACAGGACAAUUCUGGCUUUUUAUAAAAUAAUUAUUUUGUAUGUGGUAUCUGGUUCAAUCAUGGAGAUUAAUGAAUAAAUCAAGCUUUAGAAAAUGUG